GGUACAGCGCAGGGCGGACUCGAGCUGCCUUUGGAGGCGUGGGUUUCUGUUUCUGUCUAUCUUACGCACUAUCUCCGCCCUCCAGGGAGAGACUUCUCCAUUUACUGACCACCUUUUUUUUCACGCACCGCCGUUAAAUCAAAAUUAGGUGUGACGGAUUGCAAGAGAGCAAAGGACCCGGCGUCAAUUUACCUCCGGAUUCCCCCUCGUUAGGAAUUUCUGGAUUAUGGGGGCGUCGUUAUGCCACGCAGGGUAAACCUCAGCCGCUUUCCAAGAUCAAAUCACCCGAGCUAGAAGCAAGGAGCACGUUAAAAAAUGUGCAUGAAUCAGAUGAUGCUGCAAAUUAUCAGGACUUCGCCUGUAAAUACCUCUGGGAUGUUUAUUUGUGUGUUUUUGCGUUUUAGUGCGCGCAGUGUGCAGUAGGUUUGUGUGCUGCUCGGAGUUGGCACAGCCCACAGGCAUCACCUAUAAUAAUUAUUCUCAUUUUUAUAUCGGCGUGAUUUUAUGUGCAGCGUGCAUUAGUAACCAUGCAGAACCCGUGUCGUGUCUUUACCCUCGGUGGAGUGUUUGAAAUGUAAAUAUAAGUGAGACAUUUUGAACUAAUUGGCUCUGUGGACGGUUUGACCAAAACGCGUUAGUAGGAGCUGGUAUCAUUCCGACAGAAUACAGCGACGCAGGGGGUAUUUGAAGUCACAUGUGCCCAGAACAAACAUUUAAGAUGACAAAAACCGUCCCCAGAAGAGAUUCUCUUUAUUACCGAGGAAGCUGCAUUGGGAUCACAUCUCAGUUCCUGGAUUGCACUAGAGUUGGAGGACAGGGAGCCGAGGAAGAGAGGGAGGAGAAGCAGAGGAGAGCUGCCGAGCUGCACACCAGAGCUGAUGGGCAAGCUUUGGCUUCAGUGAUGGACUGAGCUGAAGGUGACGGGACCCCGAGUGACAGCCGGCUUCACGCGCGCCCCCCCCCCCCUCCCCCCUAAGAGCCUUCACACUUCACACAAGGCAUGUAUGGACACACUGCAGCAUAGGUGAGAACAGCAGGAGCUGCCCACACAUCGAAUUGUCCUAAUGAUUGAAAUACAACCAUCUCUCACAGAGGACUACACCGGCCUUGUAUUUGGAAACUCAGGUCUGCAUAAACUGAUUCUACCUUUGUCCCAAAAAGCAAGUACACCUGCAACCUCAGCCCCUUCCCAAGUGCCCUGAAAGCCCGCCGGAUUGUGUCUGCAACCUCAGAUGUAACUAAGCUAUCAAGAUUUCUUCUCCAGGAAGUCCUGUGAUACUGGCUGCAUGGACACAUCCUCAAAAUCGUGGCUGCCGCAUCAGAGUCAGUUUGGGUUGGUUGGUCAAGCGGAGGUUGGCUGUGGCGGACCUGGAGUUUUAACCCCAAACCAAUCUCGCAGGGCAAGUUUUGCCUCUGUAAGACAGUCGAGCAUGGAGACGCCUCCCAAUGCCACCCCGCAGCCCUUCAGACAGCCGAGUUUCCUGAAUCGGAGGCUGAAGGGCUCCAUCAAGAGGGCCAAAAGUCAACCCAAACUGGACCGGACCAGCAGCUUCAGACAAAUGAUUUUGCCCCGGUUUCGAAGUGCGGACCAAGAGAGGACACGCUUGAUGCAGAGCUUCAAAGAAUCCCACUCCCAUGAAUCCCUACUUUCUCCUAGCAGUGCUGCGGAGGCUUUGGACCUCGUUUUGGACGAAGAUGCCAUAAUCAAACCUGUCCACUCGAGCAUUUUAGGACAAGAGUACUGCUUUGAGGUAACCACCAAUUCAGGGACAAAAUGUUUCGCCUGCCGUUCAGCUUCAGAGAGAGACAAGUGGAUUGAAAAUCUGCAGCGAGCUGUCAAACCAAACAAGGACUCCUUGUUUCAAUUCCAGGACAACAGCAGACGGGUGGAUAAUGUGCUCAAGUUGUGGAUCAUUGAAGCUCGAGACCUCCCGGCUAAGAAGCGCUACUAUUGUGAGCUGUGUCUGGAUGACAUGCUGUACGCACGCACCACCAGCAAACCCCGGACCGACACCGUCUUCUGGGGCGAGCAUUUUGAGUUCAACAAUUUGCCUACCAUUCGUAGCCUUCGUUUUCACCUCUACAAGGAAACUGACAAAAAGAGACGCAAGGAGAAAAGCACAUAUCUCGGCCUUGUCAGCAUCCCCAUCUCCAGCAUCACGGGCCGGCAGUUUGUGGAGCAGUGGUACCCGGUCAUACAGUCCAGUGUCUUGGCCAAAAGCGGCGGUGUCGGGAGUACCAAAGUGAUCAACGCCUCAAUACGUGUCAAAUCUCGCUACCAGACAAUGAACAUCCUCCCGAUGGAGCUGUACAAGGAGUUUGCCGAGUACAUCACCAACAACUACCGAACACUGUGUGCCGUCCUGGAGCCACUGCUGAGCGUGAAGAGCAAAGAGGAGGUGGCCUUCGCUCUGGUGCACAUCCUGCAAAGCACAGGAAAGACAAAGGAAUUCCUGUCUGACAUGGCCAUGUGUGAGGUGGAUCGAUUCAUGGACAGAGAGCAUUUGAUUUUUCGAGAGAACACGCUAGCUACAAAGGCUGUGGAAGAGUACCUCAAACUGAUAGGUCACAGAUACCUCAAAGAUGCUAUAGGUGACUUUAUUCGAGCCUUAUACGAGUCUGAGGAGAACUGUGAGGUGGAUCCAAUGCGCGUCCCGCCCUCAGUCCUCGCUGACCAUCAAGCCAACCUUCGAAUGUGCAGUGAGCUUCUACUCUGCAAGAUCAUCAACUCGCUUUGCAUAUUUCCCCGAGAGCUGAAGGAAGUUUUUGCCUCGUGGAGAGCCAGAUGUGCCGAGCGUGGCAGAGAGGAUCUGGCAGACAGCCUCAUCAGCUCCUCCCUGUUUCUUCGCUUCAUGUGCCCAGCCAUCAUGUCCCCCUCCCUAUUCAACCUGAUGCAGGAGUACCCCGCUGAGCGCACGUCCCGCACACUCACGCUCAUAGCCAAGGUGAUGCAGAACCUGGCCAGCUUCAGCAAAUUUGGACCCAAGGAGGAAUACAUGUAUUUCAUGAAUGAGUUCCUGGAGAUGGAGUGGGGCUCCAUGCAGCAGUUUCUCUACGAGAUUUCAAACAUGGAGGCUGGAGGGAACGCUGGAGGGUUUGAGGGCUACAUUGACCUCGGCAGAGAAUUGUCAAUGCUCCACAGCUUACUGUGGGAAGUCAUGGGCCAGCUUAGCAAGGAUGCUAUUCUGAAACUCGGACCCCUGCCGCGGCUGCUGAAUGACAUCAGCGUCGCCCUGAGGAACCCGCAACUCCACAUGCCUGCAAACCAGCAGCCGGACCGACCGAAGGACAGACUCUUCUCGCGGCCAUCGUUCAACCGUCUCAUGUCCUCUGACUUCCAAAGCCUUAUGAUGCGUGACUUAAACAGUUCAAUAGACAUUUCCCGCCUGCCCUCCCCUACAACGGGAGUCUCAGCUGUGGAGUCCCUAUCAUCUAAUCUGAACAUGAGACGCCAUGCAGAGCGAGACCUCCGCUCGUCGAGGGAAGUGUUCUACGUGACCCGCCCGCCGCUGGCCCGAUCCAGCCCCGCCUACUGCACCAGCAGCUCGGAUAUCACUGAACCGGACCCAAAGAUCCACAGUGUAAAUAAAAGCGUGUCCAUGAUGGACCUCCAGGACUCCCGUAUGAACAGCAUUUCCAACCUCAACUCUGUGGGAGACAUGCUGACCUCCUCUCAAGCCUCCAUUGCCGGCCUGGGCCACAGCUUCGGGAACCUCUGCGGUCCCCUCCGGAUGGGGGGGCACCUGCCGGCGGGCUCUGCGGGCUCCGCUCUGAGGCUGAGCCAGAUGGGCCACAUAGGGGGGCCCACCGAGUCCAUCUCCCAACAGCAGCAGCAGGCAGCAGCGGCCAUGCACUUCCCCCUGUCUUUCCAGAACCCGCUAUUCCAUCUGGCCGCCCAGGACUCCCCGGCUCAGCCUCAGCCUCACCCCCCUCCCCUCCUCCUCGCCCCAGAGCCCGAGAAUGGUCACCACGACUAUGCACCGGCUUUUGGCAACAGUGCUUUCUCCCGCAGCGAGGACUUGUCCGCCCUGCGGUCACAGAGCAGUCUGGUGCAGCCCAGCAUCGUCCACUCACACAGCUACAGCGAUGAUUUCACCCGGCAGAAUCAGAGCAACGACUACGCCUGGCACCAGCUGUCACUGCAGGUGCAGGAGUCUCUCCAGCAGCAGCAUAUGAUGGGUGCCGCAUCUCAGACCCCCACAGGGACAGGCACCCCCGCCUCCCUGGCCACACCACCCACCACAGUUCACCCUGUCCGCCAGUCAUCCAUGGCUCCGCCACAACACCUCAAGUCACAGCGGUCAAUCAACAUUCCAGUCACCGCCACACCUCCAAAAGUUCGCCCGCAGAGCAGGAACCUCCUCCUCGACUCUUCGGAGGGCAACUUCACCGGCAGUGGGCCAAAAUUGCGCCAUCCACGGCAGCAACAUCAGCAGCAAAAUGAGCAUCAACAGCAGCUACAUCAACAGCAGCAACUUCAGCAGCAACUUCAACAGCAACUUCAACAGCAACAACUACAACAGCAGCAACUACAACAGCAGCAACUUAAACAACAACAACAACAACAACAACAACAACAACAACAGCAGCAGCAGCAGCAGCAGCAGCAACAGCAGCAGCAGCAGCAACAGCAACAGCAGCAACAGCAGCAACAGCAACAGGAAUCACAGCUGUCGUUGACUGACAGUCCUGCUCCCGGACUCCCUUACCAGAAUAGCUCUGCCAAAGAGAACCAGGUCCCGCAGGCAGCGGCAGAGGAGUCAACAGACACUCCCACAAAAAACACCAAGAAGUCUCAACAAACACAAUUGCAGCCGCCACAGCCGCAUCUGCUCAAACCAGGCAAUAAACAGGGUUCUCAGUCGACUUUGACCACCACGGGCCUCAAUGAACGGACAGUGGCCUGGGUGUCCAACAUGCCCCAUCUCUCUGCUGACAUUGAGAGCCUGCGGCCGGACCGUGAGGGUCAGCUGAAAGAGUACUCCAAGAGCAUGGACGAGUCCCGACUAGAGAGGGCAAAAGAGUAUGAAGAAGAGAUUUUUACCCUGAAAGAGCGUCUCAAGAUGUCUCAUCGCAAGCUUGAAGAAUAUGAGCAGAGACUCAUGUCGCAGGAACAGCAGACAAGCAAGAUCCUAAUGCAGUACCAGAACCGCCUGGACAACAGUGAGCGGCGUCUAAAACAGCAGCAAGUGGAGAAGGACUCUCAAAUCAAAGGCAUCAUCAACAGACUCAUGGCUGUGGAAGAUGAGCUGAGAGUGGGUGCCAUUCCUGAUAUUAAGCCUCGAAUCCUCACUGACCAGGGUUAUGGCCAUCCAGGAUCCUGACUGUCAAUACCAAAGUGACCAGAGCUCAUGAUGGUCACUCAAGUGUAAGAAGACACAUCCUACAGAAACCAAUGAAGAGAAGCCCUGCAGUAGAUCCCGCAGGACCACUGGAGGCUUCAUCUCACAACGUUCUUAAAAAACUUUGCACAUAUUAAAACUUUGCCUGUACCAGAACUUGACAAUCAGUUUAGCAAGAGGACCAACGUGUGCAGUGAGUCGUCUGCACAUUUUUGACCGAAAGAUAAGCCAAUGCCACACCAAUGGCAAUACUGAACCUAAUGAGUCUAUUUAUUUAAACCGGAGAGUGAGAAGAAUUGUGCAAAAAUCUGGGAAUGAAGAUGGAUUUAUGAUUUUCCCCGCUACAAACAACACACUCACUUCUCACUUAAGUGGCUGCAGACAAAAUGUAGAAAAGGCUUUUAGAAGCAGAAUAUCCCCUAAUGGUGACGCCAGUUUCAUCUAUAUUCCUUGGAUACAGGGCCCAACAAAGACCUAUAUUACUAUUUGAUCUGAUUAAAUCAUUUAGUAACAUGUUCCCGCUGCAAAGGUGGUUAUCAUUAUGAAUUUCACACCCUUUUUGCAUCCUUCAUAUUACAGCCAUCCCAUGUGAAUAGAUGCCAAACGAGACUUACAAUCAAUGAACUGCUUUAAAUACAACCUAGACCUGCUGUUGGUUACAUUUUCCUUCGGUACACAGUGUAAAGCCUGAACUCUCAGUGUAUAGAAAAGGUAUUUAUUGAAGCUAUUCAACUUUAUAACAUUGAAACAUUUACAUAAAUAAUCUGGCAUUAUAAUGUGUUCUGUUCACUUUGUAUUCAUAAUAUUAAUCAUAAUAACAAAAUUAUAUAUAUGACAUUUCAAAACAAUGAUACAAAGUGCUCAAUUAAACACCUGAUGUGAGGGAAGGACCAUGUGAAAAUGUAGGAAAAUGUUUAAUCCAUGAUCCAAGGGCCUUUGCAUUAUACUUUGUAUGCAAUGCAAUGCCAUAGACAGGCGUCCUUUAUUUCUAAAUGGAAGACUUGCCACUUACGGCAUAGGGCUGGGUAUUGUUUAAUAAAUGAGUACCCUUACAGUGAUACUGAUACCAAUAGAGUACUUAAUUUGAUACCUUUUUUAUACUUCAUUAGAUACACAUCCUGUGAAUGGAAACAUUCAAAAAGUUCAAAUUCAAAAUUGAUUGAUGUGGUUUUUUUUUUUUAAAUGUCAUUUAUAUUCCCAGUUUUUUUAUUUCAUUAUCACUCCCUAUGCAUUUCAGCAUGCUUAACUGCCAGUGAAAUACUUCACUGGACUUCAGCACCCCACAGACUGUACGGGUACUAGCUGCUGCGUGGCCGGCCAAUCACAAUUCAUAUUUAAUUGAAGCCUUGUGGUGAUUGGCUAUUAGCGAAUAUACAAACACAUUUUAUUUUUUUCAAAAAAAGGAUCAGAUGCAGGGAUCCUAAAAGGUGAUAAGUACCGAUACCCAGCCCUAUUUCGUGAUAAUAUAGUCACAUUGUAUGAAUGUAGUUACAGCUGACAGCAACCCAAUCACGUCAGGGCCCCAACCCUAAAGCUGUGGUGUGAACAAUCCGAUAAUGUGCAAUCAAACCUCGCGUUCACAUGUUUUCCUUUAUUCAGAUAGGACAUCCAGAUUCAGAUCGCAGGUUAAUUACGUUUUAAAUGGGGUCCGGAUCGGUCAGCCUCAGCUGCUUUCAUUAUUUUUAUAAUCUUUAAUUGAAGUGCAAUACUAUAUCCCUGGAGUGCCCCCCCUCCUCCUUUUAGGGAACACAAAGUACACUUCAUCUGUUUAACAUCGUCUUUAAGGAAAGUGAUGUCAUGAGACACAUCUAAUGGAUGAUACUGACAGCUCCUCUUUAGUUGACAGCUCAUAAUGAAUGUUUGUCUCAUGGACCGUUGCAUCUGAGAGACAGUAUCUAAAGGGUUUAGACAGGGUCUAAAGCCUUAAACUAACCAAGCGUCAAAAGUAAUAAAUCAACUGAAAAAUAGAUCAAAUCAUGGCCUUCAUUUCUGCCAUUUUCACGAUAUAUCUUUUUAGCCCUUUCAUGAUUUUGUUGAACAGCACUUUGUAACAUUGGUUCGAAAAGUGCUGUAGAAAUACAUUUUUUUAAAUUACUAUGAUUAUAAACAUUACGUGCAACUGGAAACAAAUCAUAUUAUAGCAAGUAGUGAAUUACUCAUAUGUUGUGUUUAAUGUUUCUAAAGCAUUGGUGUGCAACAGUUCUGCAUGUGCUUUUUAAAUGCAAGGACGAGUAAGUCGAUUUGUUGUCAGAUAUUAUUCGAAUGUACAAACAAACUUUGACAUGGCUUUCUUAUUGGAAGGCAACCUUUUUUUAUCCAGCCUGCUAACUCUUCUGUUUUUUUCAGAAGAGGGUGGCAUUCAGCCUUUUGCAUUAUACAACAUGAAAGUACUGAGAGUAAUGACAUGAAAACAAAAAGCGACAGUGAAAACAGCAGAACAAUAAAGAGUUUCCACGCAGGGAUAUGUAGUAUAUGUGCAUAGGAUUUGACUGCCUUACAGUCUGUGCCACAGGGCCCAAAAUAACAAUGCCAAUACAAAAAAAACAUGUACACUUUGUAUAUUAAAUGUCCUUUUUUGUAGUCAGGUGAUGAAUUACUAAGCAGUGUGUUGGUUUACUCUGUAUGUUCAGAAUCAUUUAUAUUAUACAUUCAUGGAUUGAUAUAAUUUAUCUUAACCUCUUGCCUUUAAAAAUACAUUUUCUUUCAAGAUAAAUAGCAAAUUAUACAAAGUUAUAUGUUUAGGUUACCAGAAAUGUAUAAAAUAGCUUAAUGUAUAUCUAUUCUUAUAUGUAAAAUGUAUUCAAAUCAAGGGUAGGCCUUCAGGCAUGUUGAACUUGUGGUAAAAACAGAUUAUUAUAUUAUAAACUCUUAAUGCUGCAAUCCAGAAACUACAGUGCUAUGGUGUGACUGCGUUCAUCGGAUGAGAGCUAAAUAAUUUCCUAGCAUAGCACAUUUUUGUCCUGUGGAAUAAUAAGACACAUUCUUAACGUAUCUCGCCUAUGUUUGGGUAACCAAAUUAGCAGUGGUGCUUUCAACAAUACUGGGUUGCAGUUUUAAGUAAUCUUAAAAAAAAAUGCAUUUUAUUUAUUUGGCCUGCAUUGCAAUACAGUAUGUUGAAAUGUUAUACUGCACUUCUGUUUGCAUUGUAUGAGAAGCUGCAAUCAUAAUCUGAGAGAUGUUUAUAAACACAUACAAAUCUAUAAUAUGCCCAUGUAUUCUUAUCUUUGUGUUAGCUGCAGUGGUGUGCUACCUCUGAAAUCGUUAUACCACAAUCUGAGAGGAUGCUUUAUUCCAUGUGGCUAAUAAACCUUAGUUAAUUUAAGAGACAGUGCUAACAGAAAAUGUUUUCUUUGCUGGUUGCUGGUUUAUUUAGGAUUUACUAUGUAUAAUAUUUGUCAUCACAGGGCCAUUUCUAAAGUUUGUCCUGUUUACUAUUGUAUUUAAGUGCCGUUACCAUUACAUUCAUACACAUUUCCUUCUAAAAAGAGGAUGAGAUUAAUCGUGUUCCUGGUAUUUGUCUGACUCUCAGGUGUUACAAGGAACAACAAAUAUUGCCAACAAGAACUUUUGAUAUGUAAAAUGCCAAAUGUACAAAAGUAUUGAGACACAAUCUUUGACAAGUGACCAUUACAUCAAAACACAAUUCAAAAAAAGAACAUGAAAUAAGGGGUCUGUGCUGAGGUAACAAUUCUGCUUUUAUUUUGCUUUGUUCCCAGCCCACAUCUCAUCCAUAUAAAUAGUUGAUUUUACACCUUCCCUUGUAUUAUUUGUUACAUAAAAAGGGAACACGAGGAUGGUUUCUUGGCCCAAAUGAAAAAUGCGACAAAUGCUCCAGUGUUAUGAAACAGGAAUAUAAUUGAAGUUACUGUCGAAGAAGUGCUUUAUGUUUACACAUGAGAUUUUAGAGGAUGUAUGAACCUUUGUUGACCCAGAGGAAAAUAACUGCCGCUCCGCUGAAGCUAAAGCAGGACCUAAUUAAUCAAAUGAGAUAUCUUGUAUAUUUUGAAUAAGGGUAUUUAACAGCUAACAUAUUUAUGUUUCUAAAAUGGAUGUAUAUCAUUAUGGAAUAUAACAAAGUAUUUUUCUUGGCAGCUAUUAUUCUGCACAAUUGAUCUACUGUGUCACAAAUAUAGGUGGUGGGGUUUCUGACUUGAAUUGGGCCUACUGGAUGUAAUUUCAUUUAUUUGACAUUUCUUUUUAAAUAAGCCAUGCCCCAUGGAUAAGCCAUACCCUCCAGCCCCCUGAUGUUGUAUGGUGGAUGUUUAAUGUUGGUAGUUUUAUUUAUGAUGGUAGUUAUGUAGGUAUGAUUGCGCUUGUAAUUAUUAUUAGUGUAAGUAUAUUUGAUUGAUAUGAUUUGUUUGAACAAAGGGAAUGUAUUCAUUUCAGGUGAUUUUUCCGAGUGAUUUAAAUAAACUAAUAAAUCCCGAAA
Molecule: messenger RNA, 9771 nt
Organism: Gymnodraco acuticeps
Lineage: Eukaryota; Metazoa; Chordata; Actinopteri; Perciformes; Bathydraconidae
Product: ras/Rap GTPase-activating protein SynGAP-like
Exons: 20
Coding region: 1287-5324 (1345 amino acids)
Biological process (GO): regulation of GTPase activity
Source: RefSeq, a predicted model, not a curated record